Rotaria sordida is the source of this 1425-nucleotide messenger RNA. Lineage: Eukaryota; Metazoa; Rotifera; Eurotatoria; Philodinida; Philodinidae. The record is from the annotation of a GenBank genome assembly.
AUGACAAUAGCUUGGUAUCCGUGUUCUUUUAAAGAUGGAUCAUUUAUUAAAACUAUAUCAGAAAAUUUGACAAUGAGAGUCGAAUGUAUAUAUUUAACAAGUCCACUCGAAUGGGAUCAGUUUAAUCCAAAUACAUUCGAUGGUCCAUAUUAUAAUUCAACAAAACAAAUUCCAUUGACAGAUCUACAUAUCAAACGUUUGUUUUUAUCUAAUCUCCCACCAGGAAAUGAUUCAUCUACGAAACACAUUAUCAAUUAUUGGCUUGUUAAUGGUGGUGGUGGUUCGCAAUAUGCUAUGGAAAAAUUUGGAGUAUCUAUGCUAGAGGAAAUUGUUUUAAAUAAUUAUCAUAAGAUUUAUUCUAAUACACAUCCCAUAAUGUAUCUAUUUCAAUAUAGAGGAGCAGGAAUGAGUAAACCAUCAAUUCAUUGUUAUACAGCAACAAAUUGGAUUGAUUGUGCUAAAGAAUUAAUUGCAACAACAGUUCCAUCUUCGACUGAUCAAUCAUUGAGAAUAAUAAAUGCAAUGACAAAUGCAAAUAUUGCACAAGAUUUACAAUAUCAAAUUCAAUAUUCAAUAAAUCAAUCGCAACCAACAACUUCAACAUCAACUUAUAUUUAUGGAUUGAGUCAAGGAAGUGGUAUUAUAGAAACUUAUCUAACGAUUCAAUCAAUUAAUUCUCAACUUCAAAUCAUCGAUGGAAUUAUUCUUGAUGGAGUUAUGUCAAUAAAAGAUUCCGAUGUAUUUCAAAAUCAAAUUAAAAAUUUAAAUCAUCGGUUUUAUUUAUAUUUAUCAAAAUGUCAACAAGAUCAAUUAUGUUCAAAAGCAUUUAGUCUUAUCAUUGGAAGUAAUCAAGAUAUAAUCAGUGUAACAUUAACAUUACAAACACUUUUUCAGACAAAUCUGACAAAUGCUCUUUGUACGACCAACUUAGGAUUAAAUAAUUGGGAUUUAUUUAUUCUUAUUGCAAAUCAAGCAAUAGAAAUGAUUACUGCUCGUCCAUUACCAGCUAUUUUAAUUGCUCGUCUCUAUCGUUGUUCAACUGAAGAUCAACAAGUCUUGUCACAAUCACUGCCAAUUAUGAUUAAUGUAGCUCAACAAUCUACAGCGAAACGUUUCAUUGAUCCACCUCAACAAUAUCCAAAUGAUGGAAGUGUUUUAAGUUUAACAAUUUGGAGCGAUUUUAUUGGAUUAAACUUAAAUGAGAAUAUAAAAACAAAUUCAACAUUUUAUAAUGAUUUUUGUAUAAGCAGUAAUGUUCUUAAUAAAUUUAACUUUGCACCACCUGGUCCGAUACCAUUUUGUGAUGAAACACAAGUAUCCAAAUUUAAUUAUACAUUACCAUCCGUUCUCAAGGAUGUUAUAUAUACAAGAAAUUCAAAUUAUUGCGGAAAAUUUGAAGUUAGUCAACAAUCGUUUCGAUCUUAA